Knipowitschia caucasica is the source of this 1488-nucleotide messenger RNA. The record is from the annotation of a GenBank genome assembly. NCBI's taxonomy places the organism in Eukaryota, Metazoa, Chordata, Actinopteri, Gobiiformes, Gobiidae.
AUGAGAGACCAGAGAGAGAGAGACCAGCAGCAACAAGGUGGAGCAGGUGGAGACACAUCCCCUCAGCUGGACUCAGAGGUCUUGGUUUACCUGAACAGAACUCCUCCCCCUCUCCUCAGUGCAACUGCAGCGUGUGGCGUUCAGGGACCUCCUGAACCCUUGGGACACUCCUGGGACCUCCUGACUGAGGACAUGACCAAACUGUCUGUGGAGGUCCAGAGGAAAGAGCCCGAGCUCAGCGUUCCUCUGUCUCUGUCCUCGGUCAUGACGCUGUCGCCCGGACCCUCGCACCACAACAGCCACUUCACACACACUAAUGUCACUAAUAUCCCUGUCAGCAGCUGCGUGGCCCCUCCCUCCGGGAACAGCAUGUCCAGGGUCCAGAGCGAGACCCUCUGGUCUGACGUGGCUCUUCUGUCCCAGGUCUGCGAGUUCUGCCACGCCGUGUUCCCCUCCAAUACCACCACCAGGACGCACCCCAGUCUCAGCCCCAGUCUCAGCCCCAGUCUCAGCCCCAGUCUCAGCCCCAGUCUCAGCCCCAGUCUCAGCCCUAGUCUCAGCCCUAGUCUCAGUCUGAGUCUCCCGUUUUUCCGAGUGGGCAGUGGGAACUUCCGAGAUCGCAAAAGUCACACAAAGAACAGCAGUGAUUCUCAUUCACUCCCUCACCCCCUCACCCCUUCAUCCCCUCACCCCUUCAUCCCCUCACCCCUUCAUCCCCUCACCCCUCAUUCCCUCAUCCCCUCAUCCCCUCACCCCCUCAUCCCCUCACUCCCUCAUUCCCUCAUCCCCUCACUCCCUCACCCCCUCAUUCCCUCACCCCCUCAUCCCCUCACUCCCUCACCCCCUCACCCCUUCAUCCCCUCACCCCUUCAUCCCCUCACCCCUCAUUCCCUCACCCCCUCACCCCCUCAUUCCCUCAUCCCCUCACCCCCUCAUCCCCUCACUCCCUCAUCCCCUCACUCCCUCACCCCCUCAUUCCCUCACCCCCUCAUCCCCUCACCCCCUCAUUCCCUCAUCCCCUCACCCCCUCAUUCCCUCAUCCCCUCACUCCCUCACUCCCUCACUCCCUCAUUCCCUCAUCCCCUCACUCCCUCACCCCCUCAUUCCCUCAUUCCCUCAUCCCCUCAUCCCCUCACUCCCUCACCCCCUCAUUCCCUCAUUCCCUUAUUCCCUCACCCCCUCAUUCCCUCACCCCCUCCCCCCCUCAUUCCCUCAUUCCCUCAUCCCCUCACUCCCUCACCCCCUCAUUCCCUCACUCCCUCACUCCCUCAUUCCCUCAACCCCUCAUCCCCUCACCCCCUGGACUUUGGUGCUACAUGGGAUUUCUCUCCUCUGUGCUCUGUGCCCACGCUGGUGACGUCAAAGCCUCCGUCACAGCAGGAGGGAGGGGGGCACUUCCUCUCCUCCCCCUCCCUCCCUCGCCCACACCUCGGCUUCCUCCGUCUACUGUUCCAACUGCGCAGAUACUGUCCUCUCCACUCUCUGUGA